GACAAUAAACUAGAGAAACUCCAAAUCUACUAUAGAAAAAGUAAAAUUAAAACCAGUUAAAAAAGUUGAGUCAGUGUAAAUCAAAAUUGUGACUGGAGUCAUGGUCUCAGACUCUCAUGGACAUGCUUGGGAAAUGAAUUGAUCCCAUACAAGGUUUAACAAAAACUAGCAUUACUCACUAGGUCUGCGAUGGGUGCCCCUAAGCAGAAGUGGACAUCGGAAGAAGAAGCUGCUCUUAAAGCUGGCAUUCAAAAAUAUGGAAUGGGAAAAUGGAGUACUAUUCUUAAAGAUCCAGAGUUCACCACAGUCUUGCGGUCACGUUCUAAUGUGGACCUUAAGGAUAAGUGGAGAAAUUUGAAUUGCAUGGCAAAUGGUCUUGGAUCCCGCCAUAGGGCUAGGGUUUCAAUUAAAAGCAGUCAGCUUACCCCCAAGCAAGAGGAGGACACUACGGCUAGUAGCAUGGUGGUGGAUAAGGGUGAAGUUCUUGGCAUAACUUCUAUUGCAGUAUCCAAUGAAAUAUCCCAGGAUGUAAAAUUCAAGAAAAGCAUAUCAAGGAUGGAUGAUGUUAUUCUGGAGGCUAUAACAAAGUUAAAGGAACCUCGAGGAUCUAGUCGGCCUGCAAUUAUGCAAUAUGUAGAGGAAAAUUACUCGGCCCCUCCAGAACUUGAGAGGACUUUGGCUGCAAAUUUGAAGAUUUUGACAGAAAAUGGACGAUUAAUUAAGGUGAAGAAUCAAUACCGAAUUGCACCAAAGUUGAUCUCUUUUAGUGCUGGGGAAGAACCAAAGUUGCUGCUUGAAAAUGGAGCUAAGAAGAAUUAUUUUCAAGCGGAGGGAAGCAGCGUUGUACUUCUUAGUAAAGCCGAGAUUGAUGCUGAACUAGAGCAAAUGAGGAGCAUGAGCCCGGAGGAGGCUGCUGCAGCUGCUGCAAUAGCAGUUGUGGAGGCUGAAGCUGCGAUAGCAGAAGCUGAGGCGGCAGCAAGGGAAGCGGAGGAAGCCGAGGCUGAAGCAGAAGCUGCACAGUGUUUUGCUGAUGCUGCUCAGAAGGCAUUGAAUCAUCAAGCUAUGCGGUGUCUGAACAUUUGAUAACAUGGAAGGCCAUCCUGUGGGGAGCUCAUCUUUUGCAAGCUUGUGUCUAUAUAUAUUGUAGAUAAGUUGCAGAAUUGUGACUCUGAAUUUUGCCAGUUUCAUCGGCUGGUUGUUUGUGUCCCAAACUCACAUAUUUUCUUGCAAAACUCCUAUGACAAUAGAAUUGCAUUAUGCAGUGGUUUAUUGAAUUUCAUUUUAAAGUUGAUGGAAAAAGAAAAUCAAAACCUUAAUGCAUCA
Molecule: messenger RNA, 1323 nt
Organism: Salvia splendens (bonfire salvia)
Lineage: Eukaryota; Viridiplantae; Streptophyta; Magnoliopsida; Lamiales; Lamiaceae
Product: telomere repeat-binding factor 2
Exons: 7
Coding region: 190-1083 (297 amino acids)
Biological process (GO): nucleosome assembly
Cellular component (GO): nucleosome
Molecular function (GO): double-stranded telomeric DNA binding
Source: RefSeq, a predicted model, not a curated record